Molecule: messenger RNA, 3126 nt
Organism: Canis lupus familiaris (dog)
Lineage: Eukaryota; Metazoa; Chordata; Mammalia; Carnivora; Canidae
Product: kinesin-like protein KIF28P
Exons: 23
Coding region: 65-3016 (983 amino acids)
Biological process (GO): microtubule-based movement; cytoskeleton-dependent intracellular transport
Cellular component (GO): microtubule; kinesin complex
Molecular function (GO): microtubule motor activity; microtubule binding; ATP hydrolysis activity
Source: RefSeq, a predicted model, not a curated record
GGAAGUUUAAGAGCUGCUGCUUAUCAUAAUAGCUGCUAAGAAUAACAGAGAAUAAAAUGAAUAAAUGAGAGAGAAGAAUUCUGGGAGCAAAUGUGUGAUUUCCAUGCAUUCCAGGACUACCACCACCAUACAAGACCCUAAGAAUCCAGAACACAGGAAGACAUUUACUUUUGACCUGGCAUAUUGGUCUCACGAUGGAUUUCAGAAGGAUAAAGAUGGCGUGUUUAUUUCAGUUGAUCCUAGCAGUCAAUUUGCAAGCCAGAAAGAUAUUUUCCACGAUCUCGGUAGGGGAAUUCUGGACAGCGCUUGGCAAGGUUAUAAUGCCACCCUCUUAGCCUAUGGCCAGACUGGCUCUGGAAAAAGCUAUUCCAUGGUUGGGUUUGGUGCAAACAAGGGUAUCAUUCCAAAUGUGUGUGAAGAGCUCUUUCAAGCAAUUGAGAAGCGGGAGGGAAAUCAAGAAUACCAGGUUACAUUCAGUAUGCUGGAAAUUUACAAUGAACAGAUAAGAGACUUGCUAUCUAAAACCAAGAAACCUGAGAGACUAAAAGUGAGAGAAGAUCAACAGCUGGGCUUUUAUGUGGACGGCCUGAAGUCAGUGCCCUGUGAGAACUAUGCACAGAUUGAAAGGCUGAUGGAACAAGGGACAAAGAUAAGGACUACAGCAUCGACCAACAUGAAUGCCAGCAGCAGUCGGUCUCAUAUGGUCAUUACCAUUCAGUUCAAGCAGGUUUUCCUAGACAGAGACCUCACCAAGCAAUCCAGUAUUAAUUUAGUGGAUUUAGCAGGAAGUGAAAGACAAAAAUCUUCAGGAUCUGAAGGAGAUAGACUGAGGGAAGGAUCACGAGUUAACUUAAGUUUAACCAAUUUAGGAAUUGUUAUCAGUGCUCUAGCUGAUGCAGCCAUGGGGAAGAAAGUCUUGCACAUUCCCUACAGAGAUUCUGUUCUGACCAAACUGCUGCAGCCAGCUCUGGGCGGCAACAGCAGAACUACUUUGAUAGCAGCCAUAAGUCCUGCUGACAUCUGCUAUGAAGAAACGUUGUCCACGUUAAGAUAUGCUGAAAGGGCUAAAAAGAUCCAGAACAAAGCUGUGGUCAACACCUCAAUGCUGAUGAGAGAGGCAGAGGCGGAGAACAACAAAGUUCUGCUUGCACGCGGAAAUUCCAGAAUGGCAGAGCUGCCGGCCUGCCUCCUGGCAGAUCAGAGCCUCGGACAGCAGACCGGCCAGGUGACCUGGGCACACCAGCUGGAGCAGGCUCGGGAGGAGUGGCAGCAGCAGUACCUGGCCAUUGCCCAGGAGCGGCAGAUGAUGGAGACCUUCCCACACCUUCUCAACGUCAACGAGGACCCGCAGCUCACGGGAGUCCUCAAGUACUUCAUUCAGGCUGGCUCCUGUGAUGCUGGUCGGGCUGCUUCAAAUGCCAUCCCUCUUCUAGGUUUGGGAAUUUCAGAUAAACAUGCUUCCUUCACAAAUCUGGACGGGAAAGUGACAGUCACUCCACACAGCAAAUGCAACGUUGUUGUCAAUGGGGUGCCCAUCACGACCACGACAAAGCUGCAGCAUCUGGACCGCGUUAUCUUGGGAUCCAGCAGCGCCUACCUCUACAUUGGGUUUCCUUCAGAGCGAGGCAGCGAAGACUUGAACAGGUUUGACUAUGACUUUUUCCAGCUGGAGAGAGCAGCUGUGGAGGGAGUGAGCAUGGACAAGCUUGGGGCCGUGAGCCACGGGGAUGGAAUGGCAGACCCCAGCGUGCUGGCUGUGUUCCAGGACUAUGUCAAACUGAUGCCACUGGUGGCAGAAGCGAAUCAAAUGGGCGAAGAGCUGGAGAAGGGACUCAGAAUGGAACUGAAGGUGAAGAAUCUAGCAUCAUCCGACUCCAGAGGUUACGACCUAAAGAAAGAGGUCAUGGUGAAGGUGACAAACCAGAGGACUCAGGAGGUGUGGAUUUGGUCAAAAGCCAAGUUUAUCAACAGGAAGUUCCUGAUGGAGGAACUGUACCAGCGCUUUCUAGAAGGGGAGGACAGCCACGUGGCCCAGGAAGACGACCCUUUCUGGGACCCCGUCGAGGCGGUGCACCUGGGCUCGGCUCACGUCUGGCUCCAGCCGCUGGCCCACUGCAUGAAACUCGAGGAGCAGGUGGAGUUCCUGAGCUGCGACGGGACGGAGGAGGCCACGCUGCACGUCCACGUGACGCCCUGCUCCCCGGCGGGACAAGCGUGCAGUGAGGAGGAUGUGGUUAUUGACACUGCGGAGUUGCUGGGCAAGAGGAUGGAUUUCCAGAUUGGCCUUGUGCGGUGCCUUGGCAUCAAGUGGCUCAAGGAAGGCGCGGAGCGGGGCGUUCAGAUGGGUUACAGAAUGUAUGAUCUUUCAAGCACUUUCUAUACCAAGCCUGUGUGGAAAAUUGUGAAUCCCCAAAUAGAAGAAACAGUCCAAUUUACAGCCUUAAAUGCAUCUCAGGACUUUCUGAAUUAUUUACAAACAAAUGCUCUCAUUGUCGAUUUAUGGGGUCUUCAAGAAGGCUGCGCCCAACUGAGCUGCUCUCAGCCAGACCUCAUGGUCACAAGUGAAGGCCAUGUCAUGGUGGACACCAAGAAAAUUUCUGCAUUGGUGGAUACAGGCCAGACCACUUCAGAUCAGACUUCAGAACUUUAUAUGAAGUUGCUCAAGUUAGAACAGGAGACGGAACAGCUCCGGAACGUGAACAGAGCCUUGAGAGAGGAGAAUGUGCUUCUCAGACAAGCACUUGAGAAAGUUGGUUCUCCCCAACAAGCACAUGAGCCUUCAGAUGCCCUGAAGGUAACUCAGAGGACAGCACACCUGUUGGCAGCCAGAGCCGAGAAUGACAGGCCGGCUCCGCCUGCAGCCAGCUCCGACAGGGAGUUAGCCAAUGCUCUCAAGGUCUUCUACCAAAGCAUGAACACGGCAAGAGGACGGUUUCUCAGACUGAGACAUUAUAAACCUCCUGUAGAAGAUGUGCCUACUCCUGAAGCCUGCACCCUCCUCCAGAGAGUCAGCUGAUUCUGCAGAGGAUUCAGCCCUUCACGCCCUGAAGCAGAGGUUGUCAAAGUGUGGUCCCCGGCCAGCAGCCUCAGAAUCAUCAGUGGUUUUAGAAAUACAAACCCUCCUAA